AUGAAUGACGAUUUAGAUGAAGAGCUACAUGAAGAAUACAUAAAUCAAGUUAUGAGAGAUGAAACAGAUUUUAAUGAGCUUGUCCUUACUACUGCAGCUACAAUUGUGCAACAUCAUAACACUUUUUUGGUAAAAGAACCAUGUAGGGAUUCCUCUCAUACAGGAAUGAAGUUUGUUAUGGAGAUUCUUAAUGGAAAUGAUAGGCGAUGUCAAGAGAUGUUUCGAAUGGAGAAACAUGCAUUUUGCAAAUUAUGUGACAGAUUAAGAAGUUAUGGGUUGUGUUCAAGUAAAGGAGUGCAAUUAGAAGGGGCAGUAUGUAUGUUUUUGAUGACAUUGGGACAUGGUGUUGGUAAUAGGAUGAUUCAAGAAAGAUCAAAUCCUAAGUAUUGGCCUUAUUUUAAGGAUUGUAUUGGAGCAAUUGAUGGAACGCAUAUUCACGCAUCACUUCCAACGAAUGAGCAAAUCCCCUACAUUGGUAGAAAGGGAUAUCCUACCCAAAACAUUAUGGCCGUGUGUAGUUUUGACAUGCUAUUCACCUUUGUGUGGCCAAGGUGGGAAGGAACAACACAUGAUACACAUAUAUUUUGGGAAGCUCUAUGA
Molecule: messenger RNA, 600 nt
Organism: Olea europaea var. sylvestris
Lineage: Eukaryota; Viridiplantae; Streptophyta; Magnoliopsida; Lamiales; Oleaceae
Exons: 3
Coding region: 1-600 (199 amino acids)
Source: RefSeq, a predicted model, not a curated record